Ipomoea nil (Japanese morning glory) is the source of this 858-nucleotide messenger RNA. RefSeq names its product protein FAR1-RELATED SEQUENCE 4-like. The coding region runs from base 1 to 858 and encodes 285 amino acids. NCBI's taxonomy places the organism in Eukaryota, Viridiplantae, Streptophyta, Magnoliopsida, Solanales, Convolvulaceae. Gene Ontology annotation, molecular function: nucleic acid binding; zinc ion binding. The transcript has a single exon. The record is from RefSeq and is a predicted model, not a curated record.
AUGCAAUACAAUCGCGCCAUAGAAGAACAGAGGCAUAACCAUGCAAAGUUGAACGCAGAUUGUGAAGGUUCAACCCCUGAACCGAAAACCCCGUUGGGCAUGGAACGCCAAGCAGCGGCACUGUACACCAUCAACAUAUUCUACGAGUCCCAAAAAGAAAUAUGGGCCAGAAGUUUCACAUGCAAAAUCACCAACAAGACACUUGAGGACGGAAACCGGAGGUACGUUGUACACGAAACAGGUGCGAAACUGUACGUGGUAACACACCAAGAAUCUACCCACAAAACAGAAUGCAGUUGCAACAAAUUCUACAGAGUAGGAAUCUUAUGCAAGCAUGUGCUGGCAAUUUUCAAGGACGAAGGCAUCGAAGAAAUACCAGGACACUAUAUUGUUCCUCGAUGGACAAGAGACGCAUGUGCACGGCAAAUGUAUGAUAUUGUGUUGAAAGGCAGCCCUAAUACGCAAGGGGGGAACGAACUCAAAUCAGUUGCGAACCAACUCUGGAAUGAAUUCUACAACUUCUUAGGAUUGGCUAAUGGAAGUGAAAAUGAAAUGGCUCAAAUUUUGACAACAAUGCAGCAACUAAACGGGAAGUUAAAGAGUGCUAAGCAACAAGCCAACCAAAGCACCAGCCACCAAUCAGUGAUUGAAUCAAUAGUCAACUCUACUGCACCUACCGAGAUCCAAAUCAAGCCACCCAAUGUUGUCAAAAACAAGGGCAGCGGGAAACGAUUAAAGAGCAAUAAAGAGAAAGAAAUGGAAAGAACGAAGAAAAAGGUGAGGACAUGUGCUACUUGCGACCAACCGGGCCACGACAACCAGAAUUGUCCAGAAAGAAAAGACAUAUCAGAUGAGUAG